AUGACGGCCAAGAGUUCCCCAAACCAAGGCUAUCCUGGAACACCUGUGUGGGGAUGGCACAGAUCUCAGUUAGCCAUGGUCCCCAAGUAUUCCAUGAUGGGUCCUUUCAGAGGACACAUGAGUAUCAAAAGUAGCCCUUUUUCUCCUGGAUCUUCCUGCAAGGUGUCAACUCAGUACAUUAUUCAAGAUCACAUGGCAACUCAUUAUAGGAAAUUGCUGUCCUCCAAAGCUGCUGUUGAUUCCUCUGUACCAAAGAGUUUGCAUACUAGCAUUAAAUACAGGGAUCAGCAAAAGAGAAGAGUUGUCAAAGCGGUUGAAAAAUAUAAGAAGGAACUUGUAUGGACAGUUUCUGCCCCCAAAUUUAACUGCAGGAGUGUUUCCACGAAACAGCAGAAGUGGCCAGAUAAGAGUCGCCUGUAUUUGGUACCACGUGGGAAAGUCUGCUCCAUGACUCAGGAAGAACAGCGCUCACCUGUACCCUUUCAGAAGCCCACCUCAAGAAUUCCAUCACCAGUUUUAACUGCACGAGAGACUAUUCAAGACAUUGUUCAGCAAGCUUUGUCUCUGACUCCUGUUCACAGAUCUAAUAUGCUCAAACUAUUCACUAUACCAUGUAGCCAGGCUCACCCGUGCGGGAAGACAUUUCAAAACCCUCAGAAGAAAACGUAUAGUGGCGACCUCCUUGACAAACAUUCUGAUUGGUUCACAGAAAAAAACCAGCCUUUUGCCCCCCGAAUUUUAAAGACAUCAAGUCAAUCGUUUCCUUCAAAGUACAGGUAUUAUAAACCUCCCCACAAAAUGAAGAGCAUCUCACCUGGAAGACCAUCUCUUAGAUUAACUGGAACAUACAAUGUAAGGCCAAGAGAAUUAUGCAGCUCUGUAGAAGAUGUACAUCUGAGAUCUGAUGCAGAUUGCUCCACCCGGCAUCCAGUUAAGGAACAUGAAUUGUGGUUUUUGAAGCCUCCAACUCCUGAUUCUCUAAGAUCACAACUUAAGGAGAAGGAGGAAGAGUUGAAAUACCUUCAGUUUCUUCAAGAAGUUACAAAUGAUAUUUUGAUUAGAAAUUGUUACCACAAGGAGUCAAUAGGGGAUGUAUUUCAAAUGCACAUUAGAAGUAGAAGCCAUGACCUUGAUGAGGUGAACAAAAAAUAUUAUUAA
Messenger RNA from Dermochelys coriacea (leatherback sea turtle), 1158 nucleotides. RefSeq names its product spermatogenesis-associated protein 7 homolog. The record is from RefSeq and is a predicted model, not a curated record. Gene Ontology annotation, biological process: microtubule cytoskeleton organization; photoreceptor cell maintenance; protein localization to photoreceptor outer segment. Lineage: Eukaryota; Metazoa; Chordata; Testudines; Dermochelyidae. Gene Ontology annotation, cellular component: axoneme; ciliary basal body; rod photoreceptor outer segment.